UGUGCUGUGUGCGCUUCUUGUCGGACAGUUUACUGUAUUGAUUCCUCGUAAGACUCCUUCCAUCGCAAGAAAGAAAAGAGAACGCGAGAAUUUAGAAAGCCUCGUCAACGAAGCCGUGGUUUGUACGAGUUGUUAUAUAUAAAGUAUAAACAUAAAAGCCCAAAUCCUUUCUUCUCUGAUUUCAGAGUUUUCCAACCGUAGCAACUAGCAAGUAGAGAGAGAGAGAGAGAUCUGAAGCGCAAGUCUCAGAGCCAUGGCGAUCUCCUCUCAGUACUCCCGUAUCUUCUCUUUAUUCACCUUUUUGGUCGUUUUCUUUCCUCCCUGCUUGGCUGAAGUUCGUUUCUCAGAGAUUCGCUCAGACGAUCGGUCCAUAAUCCCUUUCGAUGACUUUGGUUUCACACACACAGGUCGCCUCGAACUCAACGUCUCUCACAUCUCUCUCUCGAAUCCUAAUCCUGAACUUGAUCUCUUCCAAGUCGGCUUUUUCCUCAGCACCAGAGACUCCUGGAUCCAUGUCCUUCAACAGAUCCAGGACGGCGAGAUCACUUGUGCCCUUCAAUCCGGUCUCGUUAAGGUCGUCUACACUUUCGACCGUCUCAAGGGCGCUAAAAACUUCGGUGUUGUGUUUACGGAGAACGAAGCCAAUCAGUUCACUCUAGUCUUCGCCAAUUGCCUUCAGCAGCUUCAGAUCUCUAUGGAUAUUCGAUCUGCCAUGUAUAAUCUCGACGGCAGGAGCGGUCGCCGCGACUACUUGUCGGCCGGCAAUUCCAUUCUUCCUAGGGUUUACUUCCUAUUUUUCUUAGUUUAUUUCUCCCUCGCGGGGCUAUGGAUUUACGUCCUGUAUAAGAAGCGUUUGACUGUUUUCCGGAUCCACUUCUUUAUGCUCGCUGUGGUUCUUUUGAAAGCUUUGAACCUUCUCUGUGAGGCGGAGGAUAAGUCUUACAUCAAGCGCACCGGUAGUGCUCACGGUUGGGAUGUUCUCUUCUAUAUAUUCAGCUUUUUGAAGGGGAUUACAUUGUUUACCUUGAUUGUCUUGAUCGGGACUGGAUGGUCUUUCUUGAAACCCUACCUGCAAGACAAGGAAAAGAAGGUAUUGAUGAUUGUCAUCCCUCUCCAGGUUGUUGCCAAUAUCGCACAGGUCGUUAUUGAUGAGUCCGGUCCCUAUGCACAAGACUGGAUCACUUGGAAGCAAGUGUUCCUGCUCGUCGACGUUGUUUGCUGCUGCGCUGUCCUAUUCCCAAUCGUGUGGUCGAUAAAGAACCUGCGUGAGGCAGCACGAUCUGAUGGAAAGGCUGCGGUUAACUUGAUGAAGUUGACGCUCUUCCGGCAAUACUACAUCGUUGUUAUCUGCUACAUUUACUUUACUCGAGUUGUUGUUUAUGCCUUGCAAACCAUCACAUCCUAUCGCUAUCUGUGGACCAGUGUAGUGGCGGGGGAACUGGCAACACUUGCAUUCUAUGUCUUCACUGGAUAUAAAUUUAGGCCCGAGGUGCAUAAUCCAUAUUUCGUUAUUGAUGAUGAAGAGGAGGAAGCUGCCGCCGAAGCUUUGAAGCUUGAGGAUGAAUUUGAAUUGUAAUAGCAUCCUUAUGAAAAUAUAUAGACCGUCAGACGGUUUAAUUUUCCCUAGUGUUAAUUACUAGGGGCCAUUAUGAAAAUGAACCUUGGUUUUCGUCAAAGACUACGGCAGUUGUUUCGGGAAGCGGUGGAAGGAAUUGGCCAUUACAGUGGGAUAUUUAGUCAUUCUUGUAGAAGGCGUGAAACUCUUGUUCACCCUGUUAUUGGUGUUAUCCUUAGUGUUUUUUAGCGCUUUCUGCAUUUGUUGUACUUAAGCAGCCUAGUUUUAUAGAAUUGGAUAUUUAUCUGUUUAUUACUGGGUGAGUGAAACUUACUGAUGAUAUCAUAUACUCAGCAUAAAUUUUGGAUUAAAGAUUGUAUUUUAUUUCUUUAUCA
Messenger RNA from Nelumbo nucifera (sacred lotus), 1950 nucleotides. Lineage: Eukaryota; Viridiplantae; Streptophyta; Magnoliopsida; Proteales; Nelumbonaceae. The record is from RefSeq and is a predicted model, not a curated record.